Molecule: messenger RNA, 2590 nt
Organism: Macadamia integrifolia
Lineage: Eukaryota; Viridiplantae; Streptophyta; Magnoliopsida; Proteales; Proteaceae
Product: G-type lectin S-receptor-like serine/threonine-protein kinase LECRK1
Exons: 2
Coding region: 90-1565 (491 amino acids)
Biological process (GO): recognition of pollen
Source: RefSeq, a predicted model, not a curated record
GAUGAAUAUAGAUUAUAAAUGAGAUAUCUCUCCCCCUCUCUCUUACACACAGUCAGAGAAAGAACAACAGCUUCCUCAUUCCAGUUCUCAUGGCGGUUCCUACGUUAGUGUUUCUACUCCUCUCUGCACUUCAAUUUUCUGGUGCCUCUGCAUCAUCAUUAAAUUAUAUUUCCUACGGUGCACUUUCACGAAACUCGGUACCGUGUAGUAGACGUGAAUCAUCCUAUUACAAUUGUCGUCCAUCACCCAACACCACUGAUUCUCAUCGAAUCAACUUAGGAUCCUCCCUCUCCCCAUCCUCCACGAAUUCAUCAUGGCUUUCUCCUUCUGGUCGAUUUUCCUUUGGAUUUUAUCCACAGGGAAAUGGUGGUUUUGGCGUUGGAAUUUGGUAUGCCCAAAUACCUCAACAUACACUCGUAUGGACACCAGACCGAGACGAUCCACCUUUCUCUGCCAACGCCACAUUGCGCCUUACCAGCGGUGGAAGGCUCAUCCUGCAACGCACGCAACACGACCCAGAAGAAGACUUUGUAUACGACGGAGGACAAACAAAAGAGUCCAAUAUCUCUUGGGCUUCCAUCGUUGACGAGGGCAAUUUCGUUCUAUUUGAUUCAGGAUCAAAUGUAUUAUGGCAAAGUUUUGAUUUCCCUACCAACACCAUUCUGCCAGAUCAACGUCUACUCUCAAGGGAUGAAAUCUCUAGUGUAUCUGAAACCAAUUAUAACUCUAUUAAUGGAAGAUUUCGGCUCCUGAUGCAGCAUGACGGCAACCUUGUUCAAUAUUACUCCACUGGAAAGCGUUCAGUUCGAUAUUCAUAUUGGGAAUCAGGUACCAAUACGUAUCGUGGGAGGUACGUGACAUUACAGCUUGAUGAUGAUGGAAACCUCUAUAUGUUUGAUCGUGACGGCCUCACUGUGAAGAAUCUAUCUCUAUCUACUGGUGGCGGUGGAACUCCCACCGGCGACACAGUUCUUUACCGUUUGACGAUCGAUAAUGAUGGGAUCUUCAGAGUCUAUUCCAUAAAUGCGGAUGAUCAAAAAAGUAAAUGGUCGAUCAUGUGGGAAUCAUCAACCGAUAAGUGUGUUCCCUUUGGCAUUUGUGGCAAUAACGCGUAUUGUACGUAUACUCCCAUGGAAGAUCAGCCGGCCGUAUGCCACUGUAUUCCUGGUUUCGAUUUCAUUGAUAAGACUCAACAAAGUUCGGAUUGCCAGCAGAGUGAGCAGGGCUGCAGUACUGGAAACCAAACACAAAAUGGCAACUUCUUCAUGUCUACCUUGGAGAAGAUUGAAUGGAAAGAAGAUCAAUAUAAAGUUUUGUCAUCAACCCCAACUGAAGGAAAGUGCAAAGAAGCUUGCUUGGCAGACAGUAACUGUGAAAUUGCAUUGUUUGGAGAUGAUCAGUCUUGCAGAUUACAGCAACUCCCAUUGAGAUAUGGAAGAAGAACAGUAAAUACAUCUACCACCCCCUUGACUUUUGUUAGAGGCAGCAAUUGUAGCAGUUCCACCACUCUGGAGACUCCUCCACAAUACUCUGCUUGUUUUUCUGUACGACUAAUUCACAUGUAGAACUCAGACACCGGUGACGAUGACGAUAAUGACGAAGUGGUGUUGGCAAUGGUCUCUCUGCUGUUCUGUUACAACUUACAACCCCCGCCCCUCGGUGCUGCACGAUUCCAUUGCUCUGUUUUCUCCUCGUCCUUCUUCACCCUCACAACCACUGCCAUCGCAUCAAUCCAUCAUUAGACCACUGCCGGACUCCAUUUCCUUCCCAGGGAAGAGCUCAAGCUUUAGCUCGGGUUCUUCAUUGAUGACAAGGUUUCUGGUUAGAAUGCUGAGGAAGGUGGACCUGCUGUACGCGCCGGAAUCCUGUACAUCGAUCCUGAGUUACUCGCUUCUAUUGAGCAAGUACGACGUGGACUGCUCGGGAGGAUCUUGGGAUAUUUCUUGGAGACUUUGAAAGAGCGAUCAACGAUUAGCAUCUUGGUGGGUAGCGAGUGUCGGUUGCGGAAAGAGUCGGAGCGUGGCGCGAUGCCAUUGACCGUGGCUCUCUGGCGAGUUCCUGGUUCGAUGGACAAAAUUUGCCUGCUUCUCAGGCGUUUGACUAGAAUUUUGAUGUUGGCCCAGGGCUUAUGUGGUGGCGAUGGAGUGCUCGGAAGCAUGGGGUACGGUGCUGAUACUGGAGUUCUCACCGGAGGCAAUACCAGGGGCGGCAUUGUCAACGGGUGCCGCCACUGUUGCUACGAUUCUUGUUAAGUUUGUCUCGAAUUCUUGACCCGUUUUGAAGAUUGACCCGCUCCGACAUAUUUUGGUGGAGAUCCAAAUGAGAAGUUUUAUGAGAUCUAUGAUGGAAGCAGAAGGGUGGGCCGAUAGUACUAGUGUUUUGCUAAGAAAGUCACUGUAUUUUUCAGAGUUUUUCGAGCUAUGGUUUCAGAGCGAGAACUGCUUGGCUGUAAUCUUUUUUUUUUUGCAUAGUAAAACAUUUUCUUCUUCGUUCGCACACCACACUGGUGUGUGAACCUCGUUAAAUUAAUUGGUCCUUGUUUUCAUUUCUGUACAGAAUUUGAACUAUUACCCGAUUGCUUUUGUUGUUU